Molecule: messenger RNA, 1119 nt
Organism: Penicillium cataractarum
Lineage: Eukaryota; Fungi; Ascomycota; Eurotiomycetes; Eurotiales; Aspergillaceae
Exons: 3
Coding region: 1-1119 (372 amino acids)
Biological process (GO): metal ion transport; transmembrane transport
Cellular component (GO): membrane
Molecular function (GO): metal ion transmembrane transporter activity
Source: RefSeq, a predicted model, not a curated record
AUGCUCGAUGCUAUUGUCGCUGAGCAUAAGAUUGACUCCUCCUUUUGGGAGCUUCCUUCCUGCUUUUACCAACGUAGCGAUGAUAUUGAAGAGGUCUUUUGUGUUCCAUACACCUUGGUUCGCACAGCCUCCACCAUAGAACAUACUGACGCCAGUGAAUCAGAAAUUUCAUAUACCCUGAGAUACCCCGAGUAUAAAGAAAGUGAGGACAGAUGGACCAUCAGACAGACCGGAAUUUACCAUCAGUUCGAUACCACAACGUCCAAGAGCCUAUUCGUUCUAUUCAAUCCAACACCCCGAUCCAGCGCCCAAAAAGAGGCAGAAAGAUUGCUCAGUGACUCCCCCUCUAUAGUGACAAGGGAGCCUUUCUGGCUGCAUCGACUCCUGUUCUCUAUCUAUACCCCUGCUUGGCGGGGGUAUAUCGGGUCAUUGGAACGAAGAUUCUUGCCCAUUGCCAACACAGCUUUUGCGACAUUCAUCGAGGAGCCAUUGCGCCUCAGUUACGAUCACCUCAGCACACUAAGUAACCUAGAGAUCCGGUUCCUCCAAGUUCCAGCAAUGAUUACAUCCACAACAGAUGUAAUUGACGAACUAUGUACGAUCUUCGAAGCAAUAUCACGUCCGAGUAUCGAAAGCCAGGACCUUCAAAAUCAUCGUCGCAAGUGCCUUGUCAAUUCUCGAACAGCAACGCAUCUCAAGGAUCGAGUGCAAACAAUUGCUCACUUGCUUGCUGAUACCCUACUACUUCGCGAUCAGGUUGUUGCAAGGGAGCAGAACAAGAAUAUCUUUCAGCUAAAUAAGUCAGCUGUCUUCAUCACUACACUCACACUACUCUACCUCCCGGCCUCGUUUCUAGGCACUUUCUUCGGUAUGAACUUUUUUGCGAUGGACCAAGCUGAGAAUCGCAUUGUCGGCACUCCCAUGGUGUGGAUAUAUGUGGUUGCUUCGGCUGUGCUCACUGCAUUUACAUUCUUGUUUUACUACUGGCUAUUGCAUCGCGAUGGGUCUGUGUUUCGUAAGCUGGUGCCAAAGGUGCCUGAGUGGAAUAUCCAGGCCUUGAGACGACAAUGGACAAAUCGGAUGAAGGGUGAUGUGGAGCUACAGAGCUAUCAACUUUGA